GGGAUCACAGUUUACGGACAACAACGCUUCUAACCAAAGCACCGGGAAAAGUUGCUAAUUUCAGCGAAAUACUGACUAAGUCUCGGUGAAUUUUCGCAAAUAAAAUUAACAACAAUGGCAAAGUUAUUUUCCGUACUCUUUGCACUGGUUAUAAUUGGCUUUGUAGCAGCGGGGCCCAUAGAGAACAAGGAGGCUGUUGCAGAUGGAGAUCUUUCCACUGCCGAUAGCAUUGGCUAUGGUUAUUAUGCGGCUCCUUUACCCAUUUACUACGGAGGAUAUGGAGGCGGUGGCUAUAAGUAUGGCGGCUACUCCGGAUAUAGUGGCUAUGGCGGUUACCGGAGCUAUGGAGGUUCAUACUACAGACCCAGAAUUUACCCAGUUUGGGGUUAAAUAAUCCAAAAUUAUAAACAAAUCUAUGUUCCUACUCAAAAUUCCUUAAGUAACCAAAGAAAUUAUACAAGCUCCCAAAAGCAAGUUAACCCUUUCACUGUCCAACGAUGACGUCAUUGGAGUUUUUGACCCCUGGCACAAUUAACACCGGCUUUAGCGCAAUAAAAACAAAAACAAGAA
This is a messenger RNA of Drosophila kikkawai, 570 nucleotides long. Its product is annotated as pupal cuticle protein Edg-91. The record is from RefSeq and is a predicted model, not a curated record. NCBI's taxonomy places the organism in Eukaryota, Metazoa, Arthropoda, Insecta, Diptera, Drosophilidae.